UUGAUAUCGCUAGUUGUUUGCAUUUCGUUGAGCAGCAUUAAAUUCCAGUUUUUAUUUUCAAUUAAAAAUGGAUAUUAUCGAUACAGACAUCAGGCCAUGGGACAUGAAUGAUGUGAAGGAACAAUUCGGAGACAGUCUUAUGCUGUUGCCAUCAAACGAUAAUAUAAAAGAGCUACAAACUAUACUCCGAGACAAAAAUACAACAAGGAGCGAUUUCAAGUUCUAUGCCGAUCGGCUGAUCAGACUUGUAAUUGAAGAGAGUUUGAACAAGCUACCAUUCACAGACUGCGAGGUUGUCACCCCCACCGGAGCUCUGUACAAGGGUCUCAAAUAUGGAGCCGGAAAUUGUGGCGUGUCCAUUGUCCGGUCUGGGGAAGCCAUGGAACAGGGCCUCCGAGACUGCUGCCGCUCCAUCCGAAUUGGUAAGAUCCUAGUGGAGAGUGACACAGACACACAUGAGGCACAUGUAGUGUAUGCCAAGUUCCCUGAAGAUAUAGCACGCAGGCAGGUGCUAUUGAUGUACCCUAUCAUGUCCACUGGCAACACUGUCAAACAGGCUGUCAAUGUCCUCACCCAACAUGGUGUCAAAGAAGAACGCAUCAUUCUCUCCAACCUGUUUUGUACUCCAGCGGCUGUGCAAGCGGUGGUGGACUAUGUGCCAAAGAUGAAGAUACUCACUUCGGAACUACAUCCCGUCGCUCCGAACCACUUUGGACAGAAGUACUUCGGCACUGACUGAUAUGAGGAUGAGUUCGAAUUUUAAAUAUUAGGAUACAUACAUAUAUAUGAACAGCCUGGGAGUUUUAGUAAGUUUACUGUAAAGUGUUUCGCACAUGUCAAGGCCAUCUAGCUUUAAGUGUUCUUUGAGGAAGAAGAUGAAAAAUGCAGUCAAAGCUCAGUGCCUGCAGGAAUUUCUGGAAAUUCUCUCUUAGUGCACCCCUUGCAUUUUGAACUGCAUUGAUAUGUUAGUUAGUCAGUGUCCUCUUUCAUUUAUAUUUAGAUAGAUAUUUUGGAGACCCAGGCUCUUUUAUACAAUUAAUUUUAAGUCAAAACUCGAGUCCUAAUUGAUUUGUAAGAUAAAUUAUUUAAAAUAUUUUAGUUUAUAAGUAUAAAAGAGGUCUGAGAUGAUUUGCCUGUGACAAUGUAACGAAAAAUAGUGAUAGUACUUAAAUUUAAUUUAUAUUUGAAAUCUUGAGUAAUUAUAUGUUGAUGAAAUAUGAAAUCUUACAACUACGAAAGUGUACAGGUACUUUAGACAAAUGUAUUAAUGAUUCAA
This is a messenger RNA of Amyelois transitella, 1276 nucleotides long. It is a transcript of the gene kri, whose product is annotated as uracil phosphoribosyltransferase homolog. Lineage: Eukaryota; Metazoa; Arthropoda; Insecta; Lepidoptera; Pyralidae. Bases 68 to 739 code for a protein of 223 amino acids. The record is from RefSeq and is a predicted model, not a curated record. The transcript has 4 exons.